AUGGUCAAAUCAGAACCUUUCAACCCACCUUCAGCUGACGCACCUGGUAAACCCAAGAUCGCAGACUGGGUCCCACCACCAGUAACGAAAGAAACACACAACUUCGCUAUGUUGACUUCCAUCGAUCUCUCAUUGCUCGAUUCCGACGAUCCAGCGGUAGUUCAAGAUCUGAUCGAACAAGUGAAACGAGCCAUCAGAGAAGAUGGGUUCUUGUUCUUGGAGAAUUACGGUGUCUCGCUCGAGCAGCUUCAACGACAAUUCUCUAUCGCCAAUCACCUCCAUACCCAUCUCUCCGACGAGGAUAAAGAACGACUAUUGUUCCAUCCUGAUACUGGACUAUGGGCUGGAUACAAACACCCUUACGGUUUUAGUAGACACCGAGGUGCUUGGGAUGGUAUAGAGCAGUUCAACUGGUACAAGAAACAAUGGGAGAACUGGGACCUCGUACCUAAAUGUGUUCUUCCUUUCAUGGAUGAAAUCGAAGCUUUCUCAAAAUACUUGAGUUAUUCAGUUAACAAAAGACUUCUUACUCUCUUCUCGAGAGUUCUUGAACUACCCUACGACGAUUGGUUAUUCGAUAACGUCCAAUCAAAAGGUUCACCCUCAGGUGAAGGUUAUUUCAGACAUGCAAUUUUCCGACCUGUCGAUGAAAAUACCGAUAAAUCCUCUAGGGGAGUAAGGAUGCAAGGUCAUACAGAUUACGGUACAACCACUUUACUUUUCUCUGUACCUAUCUCAUGUUUGCAGAUUUACGGUAAAGAUGAAGAAUGGCAUUAUGUACCUUACAAGCCUGGUGCUUUGGUCAUCAACAUUGGUGAAUUACUUGAGAUCCUUUCGGGAGGUCAUUUCAAAGCUACUUUACAUAAAGUGAAUAGACCUCCUGCAGAUCAAAUGACUUUCGAGAGAUUGUCGAUCGUACAAUUCAAUUCGGGCAUUGGAGAUUUGAGAUUACAACCUAUAAAAGAAUCCAAAUUGAUACAAAGAGAAGGUACUCUCGAUUACCAAGGUGUAUACCAUGAAUUCAAGAGACUUGUCGAUGCUGGUCUUCCCAUCCCUACUAACGGACAAUGGCGAGAGAUUCAAAUCUCACAGACUGUCGAUCCAACAGAUACAGAGAGAAACAAAGUCGGAAAAGAUUUCGAAAUCAUCAAUGGAAAAGUCUAUCAAGUUAGAGAAUUUCAUGGUGUCAGGACCGUUCUUCCUGUAUAG
Molecule: messenger RNA, 1209 nt
Organism: Kwoniella botswanensis
Lineage: Eukaryota; Fungi; Basidiomycota; Tremellomycetes; Tremellales; Cryptococcaceae
Exons: 6
Coding region: 1-1209 (402 amino acids)
Source: RefSeq, a predicted model, not a curated record